Rotaria sp. Silwood1 is the source of this 816-nucleotide messenger RNA. The record is from the annotation of a GenBank genome assembly. Lineage: Eukaryota; Metazoa; Rotifera; Eurotatoria; Philodinida; Philodinidae.
AUGAGUACUGUUGAUGUUGAUAUGACAUUGUAUUUUCAUAAAAAACAUACACCACCACCUAGUGUUCUUCUAUUAACAGUACCAAAUGAUAAAUAUCGAGAUUAUGAUACUAGUCCUACAACUGAACAUCGUCCUUAUCAACCUAAAAAACGUCAACCACCACAUAUUAUUGGUUUACAUGUUAAUAAUCUUGAUUUACAUGAUACAUCAGGUUCAUCAUUUGGUUGGCAACGAUAUUCUGAUAAAAACAAUCAAUUAAGUCUUGCACCAGAUGUUGCAUAUAGAAAUACAUAUUUAGAUGAAAUAAAACAAGAUAAAAUACCUAAAAAUAAUGAAUAUCAUCAUUCUUGUUCAUUAUUAUCUUCUAAUCAAAAAUCAUCUCAAUCAAAAUUUAAAGAUUCAUCUUCAUGUUAUUCAUCAGAAUCAUCAAAACAAAUAAAUUCUUCUCGUCAAUAUUCAACAAUAUAUGAUUAUAUUCGUGCUUCUAUUAGAGAUAUUGAACGACGUCGAAAUAUAAAACAACAAAAUAUAUCUUCACGUGUAAAACGUCCACAAAAUGAUGAUUCAACUUUACGACGUGUAUUAGGAGAAAAAAAAUCUCCUAUAAGAACAUCAAUAUCAAGAAAUAGUUCAACAACAGCAACAACAACAACAACAACAACACAAACAAUAUCAUCAUUAUUUAAUAAUGAUUUAAAAAGUCCCCAAAGUUUUGUUAACUAUAUUAACUAUUCUCGUACACUUCAUUCAGCAACAUCAAAUCAAUCAUAUCAACAACAACAACAACAACAUCGAUCUAUUCUAUCUCAAAACUAA